AUGUCUCUUGAUCUAGAAGCUAAUAUUCUCAAACAGGUCAGCAACUUCUCCAACGUCGCCUCCCUCCUCUGGCACGCCUACGCCUCUCUCCCCGCCCCCUCCUCCUCCGUAAACUGGGCCGGGUUCUACAUCCGCCAAGACAAGUUCCCCGUCCUCGGCGCCUCGACCGCCGAGCGCACCGCAAAGACCGACGUCCUCGUCCUAGGCCCCUUCCAAGGCCGACCGGCGUGUCAGGAGAUCCGCUUCGGACGAGGCGUGUGCGGUACGGCGGCGCAGAAGAAAGAGACGGUGGUGGUGCCCGACGUGUUAGAGUUCCCGGGUCAUAUUGCGUGCGACGCGAGUAGUCGGAGCGAGAUCGUGGUGCCGAUUUUGAGCGGUGGAGAGACUGUCGCGAUCAUCGAUAUCGACUGUGCCGAACCGAACGGGUUCGAUGACGUGGAUCGGAAGUUCCUCGAGCAGUUGGCUGCCUUGUUGGCCGAGGGGUGUGAUUGGUGA
Molecule: messenger RNA, 495 nt
Organism: Aspergillus affinis
Lineage: Eukaryota; Fungi; Ascomycota; Eurotiomycetes; Eurotiales; Aspergillaceae
Product: GAF domain-containing protein
Exons: 3
Coding region: 1-495 (164 amino acids)
Cellular component (GO): cytosol
Molecular function (GO): L-methionine (R)-S-oxide reductase activity; protein binding
Source: RefSeq, a predicted model, not a curated record